Messenger RNA from Eurypyga helias (sunbittern), 1173 nucleotides. RefSeq names its product family with sequence similarity 168, member B (gene FAM168B). The annotation marks the transcript as partial. The record is from RefSeq and is a predicted model, not a curated record. The transcript is spliced from 4 exons. Lineage: Eukaryota; Metazoa; Chordata; Aves; Eurypygiformes; Eurypygidae.
AUUUACCUUUGUUUCAGGUUAUACCCCAGGCACCCCGUAUAAAGUAUCCUGUUCACCCACUAGUGGUGCAGUGCCACCAUACUCCUCAUCGCCGAAUCCCUAUCAGACUGCUGUGUACCCCGUUCGAAGUGCCUAUCCACAGCAGAAUCCGUAUGCACAGCAGGGCACUUACUACACACAGCCUUUAUAUGCAGCACCACCCCACGUAAUUCACCACACCACGGUUGUGCAGCCCAACGGCAUGCCAGCGACUAUGUAUCCUGCUCCCAUUCCACCGCCGAGAGGGAACGGUGUGACUAUGGGGAUGGUGGCUGGGACUACUAUGGCAAUGUCAGCAGGUACUUUGUUGACAACUCAUUCCCCAACUCCGGUAGCCCCUCAUCCAGUUACUAUGCCCACGUAUCGGGCCCCAGGAACACCAACCUAUAGUUAUGUGCCCCCGCAGUGGUGAUCAUCCUGGCAGUCAGUGUUUGAAGAUGGGAGAUAUGCAAUCAAGAAAUUGAGGUUUAAAAGUUGGUGCUGAAGCCCUCAUGCCUCCAACCAGGACUCUUCUUCUGAAUGCUUUCAACACUUGGCUAAACACUACUAAUUCCUGAUCACUGAAGAUUUUCCAGUGCUGCAUAUCUUACAUCUUGGAACUCCAGCAGUUAGUCUUAAAGCAAAAUCUGUUUUGUGGACUGUCUUGCAAUUUUUUAGCUAAUUAUAAUGAUAAAAAGGGAGUAUAAAUUUAUUCUGAUCCAUAUCUAGUUGAGUGCAUGUUAAAACACAAAAACAAAGCUUGCUCAAUCUACCUGCAGUGACUGAUGCAAAAACCAUCAUAUGCAAAUCCAAAGGAACCGAGGAGUAUUUCACAACUUGUAUCACUAAUGCACUGUUGUAACGUAUGCAGGGUCUGAAAAGGUAGAGUCGUGACAGUGAGUUCCUUCACAGAACACCGUGCUAUACAUUAGAAAAGAGCUCCGGCCUUUGUCAGGGUGAUGGAGUUGCCAGUUCAAAAGGGGCAUAUUUUUAUUUAAGUGAUGUAUUCUGUUCAAAUUCAACCGCUAAAUUGGAGCGACUGGAGGAGGAGUCAGACGAGCUGUAGAAAUCCCACACACCGUUAGUUUCCUUCAUACCUUUUCAUGUUCAUUAUAUAGAGUCAGUGUUCCGCAGAUGUUCUUAAGGAUCAGAAUG